UGCACUCUGGCUGGGUGAGAGUGAGACUCCAUCUUAAAAAGUUUUCUGUGUCAUUUUAUGGUGUGGAAUCAAAGUUCCAUUUUGUAAGAAACUGAAACUUUGAAAUGAUUAGUUCCUUAUGAGUCAUUGAAGAAAGAGUGAAUCCUGUCGGGUGCUGUGGCAGAGGGGGACACGUGUCAGUGGCUUUGCCCACCUGUUAGGGCCACCAAGCCGUGUCACCCAGACCCUCGCCACACUCAGAAAUGACUUGGCUUCACUGGUGACGUGCGGUGACACUGCAGAAUCCACAGCGCCCUGAGCCCUUUGCUUCUAGGACAGUGUUAGGCGGAAACACCGUCCACGGAGAACCGGAGUUCCCGGAGGUCUGGCUCCGUGACAGCGGCUGGGCCUCCAGGAGCCUGGGGUGGAACUGCCUCCACUUCCCCGCUGGGAACAGAAGAGCCUGGUGCCGGCUCCUGGCAGGGUUACUGCAGCUCACAGCUGGCUCUGUGGGGUCAUGUCCCCAAGGCUGCCAGGUGACGUCAGGGCAGCUGCCCAUUUCCCAGGGGCUGGGGUUGUCGGGCAGAGAACCCGGCCGGGCUCUGCCUCCGCUUAUCGCCCAAGGUCCCUGGGUAACAGGGAGGGUGGGCUCAGGCCUCCCUGGCUGGGCGGGGCUGGGGGUCCCCCCGGGAGGUAGAAAGGGCCCCGCAGCUGGCAGGCCCCACACCUUCUGAGGCAGCGGCAUGGCUUUCCCCUGGCUCCUCUCCUGCUUCGCCCUGGUGGGGGCCGCCUUUGGCUGCGGGGUCCCUGCCAUCCCCCCCGUGCUCAGUGGCCUGUCCAGGAUCGUCAAUGGGGAGGACGCCGUCCCUGGCUCCUGGCCCUGGCAGGUGUCCCUGCAGGACAAAACCGGCUUCCACUUCUGCGGAGGUUCCCUCAUCAGCGAGGACUGGGUGGUCACCGCCGCCCACUGCGGGGUCAGGACCUCUGACGUGGUCGUGGCUGGGGAGUUUGACCAGGGCUCUGAUGAGGAGAACAUCCAGGUCCUGAAGAUCGCCAAGGUCUUCAAGAACCCCAGCUUCAGCAUUUUCACCGUGCGCAGUGACAUCACCCUGCUGAAGCUGGCCACACCCGCCGUCUUCUCCCAGACGGUGUCCGCCGUGUGCCUGCCCAGCGCCGACGAUGACUUCCCCACGGGGACAGUGUGCGUCACCACAGGCUGGGGCAAGACCAAGUACAACGCCAACAAGAUCCCUGACAAGCUGCAGCAGGUGGCCCUGCCCCUCCUGUCCAAUGCCCAAUGCAGGAAGUUCUGGGGCAGCAAGAUCACCGACGAGAUGAUCUGUGCCGGGGCCAGCGGCGUCUCCUCCUGCAAGGGUGACUCUGGAGGCCCUCUGGUCUGCCAGAAAGACGGAGCCUGGACCCUGGUGGGCAUCGUGUCCUGGGGCAGCCGCACCUGCUCUACCACCACACCCGCCGUGUACGCCCGUGUCACCAAGCUCAUACCCUGGGUGCAGAAGAUCCUGGCCGCCAACUGAGCCCGCAGCUCCUGCCACCUCUGCCCCAAGAGUUGCCAUUAAAUGCAUCUGUUUAGAA
Cercocebus atys (sooty mangabey) is the source of this 1572-nucleotide messenger RNA. It is a transcript of the gene CTRB2, whose product is annotated as chymotrypsinogen B2. Gene Ontology annotation, molecular function: serine-type endopeptidase activity. Lineage: Eukaryota; Metazoa; Chordata; Mammalia; Primates; Cercopithecidae. Gene Ontology annotation, biological process: proteolysis. Bases 723 to 1514 code for a protein of 263 amino acids. The record is from RefSeq and is a predicted model, not a curated record. The transcript is spliced from 7 exons.